This is a messenger RNA of Salvelinus namaycush (lake trout), 3743 nucleotides long. RefSeq names its product family with sequence similarity 120B (gene fam120b). The coding region runs from base 51 to 2507 and encodes 818 amino acids. The record is from RefSeq and is a predicted model, not a curated record. Gene Ontology annotation, cellular component: nucleus. Lineage: Eukaryota; Metazoa; Chordata; Actinopteri; Salmoniformes; Salmonidae. The transcript has 11 exons.
GCUGAAGACUAGCUAGCACACAUGCUGCCACGUUAUCUUAACGCCGAAGAAUGGGUGUAAAAGGCUUGCAGUAUUUUAUGGAGAAAUGUUGUCCAGAAACCUGUGUGAUGGUGGACUUCAGGGAGAUGGCAAGGCAGCAUGUCAACAGCCACCAACAGGGCAGUAACACCACUCUUCCUACACUGGUGGUGGAUGGCAUGGCCUGUCUGAGGCACUGGUACAGCUGUCAAGCCUGGGUGUAUGGUGGUCAGUGGAAAGAGUAUAUGCAUUGCCUGAAGGAGUUUGUGGGUGCAUUCAUGACUGCAGGUAUCCGACUUGUGUUUUUCUUCGACGGGGUAGUGGAAGAAGAAAAACGUGUGGAGUGGGUGAAUCGGCGACUGAAGGUCAACGAGGAGGUUGCGAGGGUGUUCCACUAUUUAAAGUAUCAUGGUCAACAGCCUGGCCGGGAGCUGUUCUGCCUCCCCUCAGGGCUGGCCACCUUCUCUCGCUUUGCCCUCAAGUCUCUGGGCCAGGAGACCUGGUGCUCUGUUCGCGAGGCCGACUAUGAGAUCGCCAGCUUUGCCCUCCGUCACAACUGUAUGGGCAUCCUGGGGCAGGACACAGACUUCAUCAUCUAUGACUCAGUCCCCUAUCUGUCUGUGGCUCAGCUAAGGCUAGACACCAUGACCACCGUGCUGUUUUCCACAGACAAACUGUGCCACGCCCUCCAGCUGCAGAAGAGUGAGCUCCCUCUGCUCGCGUGUCUCCUUGGUAAUGACGUGGUGCCAGAGCAGCGGAUGCAGCGGCUGCGUAGCGAUGUCUUGGCAGCUUACAGGAGGAAACAUCCACAGUCUCCACCUCAAGGGGAGAAGAUUUAUGCUGUAGCAGAUUUCAUCAGUAGCAACAAGCUGUCCAGAGAGGGAGCCCAUGGUGUUAGCUGUCUGCCUCUAACAGAUAGAGAGGUUCUGGAGAAAGGAGUACAGUACUAUCUACUUCCUGGUCAACAGCCGCUAUGGGACAUUAGUGAUACCUCUCCUCGUAGCCCUGUGUGUCUGAUGAAGAGCUACUUGAGUCCUGACAUCCUCCAGGCAGCCAAAGAAAAGCACAUGCGAGCAGAAUGUUUUAUGGUAUACAGUGUACUGUAUGAUGGUGUGGUGGAAUGCAGUAAUACACUUGAAGACAGGGAGGAUGCUGAGCUCACUCCACAGGCAAUUGUGUAUCAACCUUGCAGAGAACGCAUCUACGGCAUUCUGUUACCCACAAAUCCAGACGGUGGUGGACGGGCCCCAACCGUGAGGGAAUGGUUUGUUUUUCCUGGAAACCCACUAAAGGACCCCAAAGUAGUCUCUCCCUUGCCCCUGAACCACUCUGGAAAACCAGAUUUGAAGCGUUUAUGGUUUGGGAAGGACUCCGAAACAAAAUGCCUCCGCAUCUCCACCUUCUUGGCUGUAUUUGAGUUGGAUGAAUUCUCAGUGGAGCAUGAUUGUCUGGAUGGCUCUUUGAUGGCUGUGCUGUGCCUUGUGACCUACAUUGCCAUGCAGGUGGGCCACCUCUCAUUGGAAGACAUAGAUGCAUAUCUCAGCCAAGCUAUCUGUGUCAGGUACAAAUCCUACACAGAACUGCUUCACACAAGGGUCUCUCAUGUGGAGCCCCGGGCGGUUCAGCUGGGCUCUCUGUUUGUCCGAGGGCUGACCCACCUGGUGGCCGCCAACAGUGCUUGCGGAUGCCCCUUCCCCAUGGAACAGCUGAUGCCCUGGAACACCUUUGACGGCCUGCUCUUCCACUCAAAGUACCUGCUGGCUCACUCAGGGAGGCCACAGGAGGAGCUGUUGGAGGGCAAUGCAUCCUGGGUAUCCCUGUUUCGUUUUCUGAGAGAGCUGGUCCUGGGAAUCUGCAGCAGGCGUGGCCAGAGCAUCCAGUCCAGACCACGGAUAACACAUCCCGGGAAGCAUGUGGAUCACAGCGAGCAGUGGAGGCAAAGAGGAGCCCCAUCGGGACAGCAUGGUCUCUCUCCUCAACACUACAGACCCCAGACCAGAUCCCAAUCAGGACAGCAUGGUCCCUCUCCUCAACACUACAGACCCCAGACCAGAUCCCCAUCAGGACAGCAUGGUCCCUCUCCUCAACACUACAGACCCCAGACCAGAUCCCCAUCAGGACAGCAUGGUCCCUCUCCUCAACACUACAGACCCCAGACCAGAUCCCCAUCAGGACAGCAUGGUCCCUCUCCUCAACACUAUAGACCCCAGACCAGAUCCCCAUCAGGACAGCAUGGUCCCUCUCCUCAACACUACAGACCCCAGACCAGAUCCCCAUCAGGACAGCAUUGUCCCUCUCCUCAACACUACAGACCCCAGACCAGAUCCCCAUCAGGACAGCAUUGUCCCUCUCCUCAACACUACAGACCCCAGAGCAGAGGUCCUAGAGCACAGGCACAUGAACAUAACAGACCAAGAUCAACAUGUCCAAACAGAAGGAGAUACCAUCUGGCACCUAGGUGGCAGAAUCCCCAUCUUGAUUUCCCCUGACUGUCAGUGUUGAGUGGACAUGCCUUGCUGGGACCAUCUUACAGAAUUGCCCUGUUAAGAGCAGCACAGCCCAACACACUCAGGGGAUAUGUCUGAUAUUAGACCGACUUGUGUUGAACUUUGUGAACACAGUUUGUGUUACCAUAACCUCACUAUCAGUUGGAUUGGCUUGGAGAAAUGUAGGUCAUGUAACUGUAUGAGAUAUUGGUUGCAAUAGGAGAGGAUAUGCGUCACAAGGAGAGGAAUAAGGGCUUAGUAGGAUGUUUUUUUAUUUUUUACUAACUGUUUGAGGUACAGGAAUGUAACAAGUGAAAGAGGACCCGAGGGAGCAGUUACAUUUCAUUUGGUUUAGCAUCUGAAAUCCCCAAGUAAGUAUUGACAUACCAAAAUAACAAGGGAUAGGUGACAGUGGGGUAAGUUGAGCCAAAGAGGUAAGUUGAGCCUCCCUUGUUUCUAGGAAACCAGACACAAAAUGUGUCAUUUGACCAAAUGUUUAGGAAGAGGUCAUCAUUUAAUGGAGUCUGUGAGGGAAGAAACCACAUGGAAAAAGUGGUAAGCAAGUUGGGUCCUCCAAAAAUAUUUUCACCAAGUCAAAUUUAUUUAAUGUGUUAGGUUUAGAUACAAGCAUCAUGUAACUUCUAACGAGAUACUUUUAAGAUUGUUUCAUACGUCAGUUGAGGUCUGUAUAAGCUUCAAUAUGAGGUUCUAAACCUAGCAUAAAAGUGCAUCCUUGUAGCUAUGUGGGCUAAUAUAGUCAAAAUGUUUGCGUUGUGGUAAAUUGAGGCAAUGGCCAGUUGAGCAAAUGUAAGUAUUUUCUUCCCUGGCGUAAUGCAAGGCAUUAUCGCUGGGAUAUGAGAUAACAACAAGGCCUGGCCUAUGUUUAAAGUGUUUUAACAAAGUACAAAGUGUAUGUUAGGUGCUAAACCUGUGUUUUAAAAUAUGCUUUAAAUUAUUUUAAAGCGACUGUGAUUGGGUUGAAUUGUGUUUGGGAAAUAAAAAUAGACAUUGUUUUAUAAGGGUAGUGGUAAUAUUUAAUUUGGUACAGAAAUGUGUAGGCGGCUUAACUUUACCCUGUCCUGUGGCUCAACUUACCCCAUACCCGGGGUAAAUUGUGCCAAGAGAGCACUUUGUUUUUGACAAAUUAUUAAAUUUUUACAUGAAUUCUGAUUAUUUCCAUGGAUACACAAUCUCCUGAAAUAUAUGUAGAUCAUUGUUUGAAAGAACACGGUAUUUCCC